This is a messenger RNA of Kockovaella imperatae, 1765 nucleotides long. Its product is annotated as DNA polymerase subunit Cdc27. The record is from RefSeq and is a predicted model, not a curated record. Lineage: Eukaryota; Fungi; Basidiomycota; Tremellomycetes; Tremellales; Cuniculitremaceae. Gene Ontology annotation, molecular function: DNA-directed DNA polymerase activity. Gene Ontology annotation, cellular component: nucleus; delta DNA polymerase complex. The coding region runs from base 113 to 1690 and encodes 525 amino acids. Gene Ontology annotation, biological process: DNA replication; DNA synthesis involved in UV-damage excision repair; nucleotide-excision repair, DNA gap filling. The transcript has 7 exons.
GUAGAAAUGAGAAUUCGAGAAUUCAUGUUGAACUAAAAUACAUUGCAAAAUCCACUGGAUACCUCAAAGCUUUGGAUAGUGACGGGCUCGGGCCCCUCAAGCGCCUAUAAUUAUGGUGACCGCCGAGCAGCAAAAGCUCGCCUCUCGUAAGCUAACUCACUGGCUCGAGAGCGAGAAGAGGAUCGUGACAUUUCGAGAGCUUUCAAGGGAGGUUGGAUGUCAUGUGAAUGGGGCGAAGAACCUCCUUCUGGACUACUUUGAAUCUCAUCCUUCUAUUUCUCCCACUUACCUCUUGACUGGAGACCUAUUAUCGACCUCGAAGUUAGCAACGAACACCCUUCCUGAAGAUAGAGAACAGGUCACAGCGACUCAACGAGUGAGGAUAGUUGAUAUGGAUGAAAUGUCCGAUGCGGAUCGGAAUUCAGAAGACGGUGUUGGGGAUGCGGAUGGGGAUGAUCCUGACAAGAUGGAUACGGAUGACAGGAUGGGGAAUGAUCAUGGGGAUGAAGAGGGAGGUAUAAGUGGAACAGGUACCAAGUCGGGUUUGAUCAAGGAUGCGAGAGACGACGAGGCCAUCGUCUCGGAAGAAGUCAAGCGGUGGGGAGUGGUGUUGGUACAUGCGGAUGAACUGGAUGAGAAAAAGAAGCUGUUCGAUUCGGAAACUCUCAACAUUCAUAUCUAUGCUCUAUCACCUCGUCUAGUCAAGGACCCAGCUCAGUAUCUCAUCCCUAAUCUCGCUCUUCGAUCUCAUGCUUCUUACUUCAAACCCGAGGUCUACGGGACGAUCUCAGGCCCGCCCUUGAUAUCGUUGGAUGUGAAACCCGCGGCCAAGCCAAUGAAGGACGGUGCCAUGGACUUUGGAGGAGGGAAAAAGGAGUCAAAAGUGGACAACAAGCCGGUCAAAGAGGAUAAGAAGGAAACCGUCAAAGUCAAGACUGAGGACAAGCCGAAGCCUACUGCUCAACCGCCGACUAAAGCGAAACCCGCCCCUGCACCCGCCACUAUGAGCCAAUCGCUCAAAAGCGCAAAGAAGAACAAACGUAUAAUCACGUCCGACAAUGAAGAGGAAGAAGAACCUGUUGAAGAGCCUGCCGCACCGCCGGCGAGUAGUAGCUUUAAAUCCGUCAAAGUGGAGACUACAUCGUCUCAAGCUCGUGCUGCCGAUGCGGCCGCCAUGGAAGCCAUGAUGAGUAUGGACAUGGACUUUGAUAUGGAAGAGGAUGAAAAGGUGGAGCAAGCUCAAGGCGAGUCGAGCUCGAGUAAGGUCAAAGAGAGCGAAGACAAGGAAGGGAAGAAGGGCAGGGUAUCAGGAGUCAAGCGGAAGAGGCGGGUCAAGAGGUCUAUACAGACUACGGAUGCAAAGGGGUAUAUCAUCACCACGGAUCAUUGGUCUGAGACGGAUGGAUCUGGACCUGAUGAUGAGGACGAUGAAGAGUCUGGUAAAUCUGCUUCGGCGAUCAGCAAGAAGACUGCGGCCGCUUCAGGUACCAGUGGCAAGAAUGGCAGCAACAGCAACAUGUCAAGAGGAUCUUCAACAUCCGGCGACAUUGGUAGUGCUGCUCCGAAAAAGAGUUCAGGGGCGGCUGCGCCUAGACCACCCCCCAAUAAGGCCGCGGGUGGUGGUUCAACUGCGAAGAAAGCUGGAGCAGGUGGUCAGAGCACCCUCUCUGGAUUCUUCAAGAAAAAGUAGUAUUCACAACCUGUGCUGUCGUGAUGGAAGAGGGGCAAUUUUACUCGUGUUGUAUGCAUCGGGGCUGAGCCGCAG